This is a messenger RNA of Phymastichus coffea, 797 nucleotides long. RefSeq lists its product as uncharacterized. The coding region runs from base 1 to 780 and encodes 259 amino acids. The transcript has 5 exons. The record is from RefSeq and is a predicted model, not a curated record. NCBI's taxonomy places the organism in Eukaryota, Metazoa, Arthropoda, Insecta, Hymenoptera, Eulophidae.
AUGUCACACCUACCACUGUUUGACAAAGGUUUUCCUGCUUACAUAAAAGAAAUUUUCGGUAAAGUCAAUGUAUAUUGGUACCAAGCAGAAUUCACACAAAGUCGUUAUCCACCUGGUCAAGAAAUUAGUGAAGCAUGCACUUUAAUUUGUCUACUAGUAGCCCAGCGCAUCAGUCAAUUAGACUUGCAAAUUAUAAGUAUUGAUAGUAUUUCACCGUUUAACGCGAUAAUAGCUGAAGCAAUAAUAGAAGGCAACAGUAUACAUUCUUACAUUAUAAAAAAUAAAUUGAUCUCAGAUCCGUAUUUAAAUGCAGAAGAAGCUCUUCAGUUUGGAGGCAAAAAAUUGAGUCCAUUGAAAGAAUGGAAAUUUCAAGUUUUCCAUGAACAUUUAGACAGUAGUUUAUUCAGAAAUAUUAAAGUAUUUCUUUAUGACUGGUACAGGUGUCCUAAGUCACAAAAUCUAUUUAUGUUGUUGAUCACCUGUGGUAGAACAAUACUUUUCACUUUCCAACAACAAAUUAAAGUGGUAACUCUGUUUGACUCUCAUGGCCACAGUAGUGAAAGAUAUCCUAAUAGGGGAUUAGUAGUGGCACAAUCGCUAAUUGAGCAUUUAGAAGAAUUGUGUAAAUGGUAUAUAAGGGAUGUUAUACACAAUUGCUACCAAGUGGUUGCUGACCAGUAUGAGUUAUCUUGUUUAUAUUACCAACAGCAACAGCCUAAAAAAUCGAAUGGCUGUCGCGAAUGUAGGUGUAGUGCAACAAGCAAAAGUAUUAAUUAUUAAAACAAAAAACGCCAAAC